AAAAAAUCGAGUAGUCGAUUGCAAUAUUUUACCACAUCCAGUUAAAGAAUUGUGGCGGACACUGUGAUUAAAAAAAAUCUAUAUCAGGCGUGUAGUGAUUAAAAAAAAAUGUUUGAAAAUGUUGAAAAAAAAAAGACGUUACGUCGUCGUUACGUGCGAGUGGGUUGAAUUGGAUAUAAUAUGAAAGGAAAUAUGUGAAAUCAAUAGUGAACAGUUGAAAGGAAUAGUAAAUACAACAGGAAACUAUUGUUAUACAUAAAAGAAAAAAAGUUAUUAUGGACGUCGGGGAUCGAAAAGAAUGCAGGCGCCGGAAAAAUAUUGAAGAAUCGUCCAAUUUUUUGAGCGCACUGUUUUUCGGAUGGACACUGCCAAUUUUCUGGAAGGGGUCAAAGCAUGAUUUACAGAUAACAGAUUUGUACGAUCCCUUGAAAUCCGACGAAUCUGAACAACUCGGCGAUCAUCUGGAAAGAGAGUGGAUCAAGGAAUUGGCUAAAUCUGAAGCGACGAGGAUCCUGAAUAAAGAUGGCGAAAAGAAGCGAACGAGGCAACCGAGCCUUGGAUGGGCGCUAACGCGGAUGUUCUGGCUGCUUUACAUGGUUCAAGGGCUGUUCGUUUUCUUCCUCUGCGUGGUUCUAUACAUCGUUGAACCGGUUCUCCAGGGGUGGAUCAUCGAGUACUUCGAUCGGGUCGAAAGUGGCAUCACACGAAGCAUGGCUCUCAUUUACGCCGGACUUUUGGUCCUCGUGAUAUUCGUCGGCAUACUCAUCAUGCAUCACACUGAUCUCCGCACACAGCAAAUCGGGAUGCGCGUCAGGGUUGCCUGCUGUUCUCUGAUUUACAGAAAGGUUUUACGUCUUGAUCAAAAUGCGGUCCACAACACUGCAGCUGGCAAAGUUGCAAAUUUAAUAAGCAACGACGUGGCUCGAUUUGACAGCAUUUUUACAUUCCUUCAUCAUUUUUGGAUCAUGCCAAUACAGCUGGCGAUAACUGGAUACGUGAUGUGGCUAUCAAUUGGCGUCGCCGCGUUCAUAGGAAUCGGAGCCAUGGUGACCCAGACGCUGCUUCUGCAAGGGUAUUUCAGUCACGUCGGUGGAAAGUUGAGGGCUAAAAUUGCCAGGAAAACAGACGAGAGGGUGCAACAGAUGACCGAAUUGAUUUCUGGAAUACAGGUGGUAAAAAUGUAUUCCUGGGAAAAACCGUUCAUCAAAAUGGUAUCAAAAGUCAGAGAUCUGGAGCUGAAAUUUAUAAGCUACGCUUCGUAUUUGAGAGGAUUUAAUUGGAGCAUAAUAAUGCUGUCGGGAAGAAUCACCCUCUACUUGACGCUGAUAAGUUUUGUCCUCAACGGAAAUACGAUCACAGCGGAAACGGCUUUCGUUAGCGUUGGUCUGAUAAACGCGCUGAGAAUAUCAUGCGCAGUUUACUUUCCCCUGGCGCUCAUCCUUGCCGGUGAAGCCGCUGUGUCCUUGGACAGAUUAACAGAGUUCUUACUUCUGGACGAAGUAAAAUGCGUGGAAAAAGCUCAACUUGCCUGCACCGAAAACGGGCCCGGUGAUGUGGAUAGAUUGGAAAUACUUGAACACGGAGUUGGAAUACGGAUGGACACGGUCGCGGCGAAUUGGAUUUUCGGCAACCUUCCUCCAACGCUGUCCGAGGUUUCUCUGGAAGUGAAAAACCGAUGUUCGUGCGCGCUUGUCGGACCGGUUGGAUCGGGCAAGUCGUCACUGCUGCAUCUGAUUCUGGGAGAGCUGACCGUUGGCGCUGGGAAGCUGUCGUUUUUCACGGGGAAAGAAAGUGAAGCCGAAAUAACCAGUCGGGAUAUUCGCGUCUCUUACGCCAGUCAAGACCCCUGGCUUUUCUCCGCUUCAAUACGCGACAACAUUUUGUUCGGUCUGCCGUACGAGAAGAAGCGGUACCAAGAGGUGACCGAAGCCUGCGCCCUGCUCAAAGAUUUUGACCAACUGUCGCAAGGGGAUCUGAGUCUUGUCGGCGAGAGGGGAGCUUCUUUGUCAGGAGGUCAGAGGGCUCGAGUGAACUUGGCAAGAGCCGUUUACAGGGACGCCGAUCUUUACUUACUCGACGAUCCUCUCAGCGCUGUGGAUUCUCGAGUUGGUCGUCACCUUUUCGAGAAGUGCAUCAAUGGUUUCCUAAAGUCGAAAACACGGAUCAUAGUUACUCAUCAGCUUCAAUAUCUCGAACAAGUCGACACUGUUAUUUUCGUUAAUCGCGGUACCGUUGAAUGCCAAGGAACGUUCCAGGAGUUGAAUGCCUCAAACUUCCGGAAUUUGAUUUUCGAAAAUUGUGAAAAAUCUGACGGUGCCGAGUCCACGGAAAAAGUGGACGCAGACGCGACAAAAUUUGAGACAAAGGACGUAGUUCCAGGUAACGAUGAACAGCGACUAAAACACACCGAGAGUAUGCAGGAAUUGGAAAACAUAGACGAUGAGGAAAUGGCAACGGGAUCAAUAUCAAGCGAAGUAUACCGGGGCUAUUUUUUUGCCGGUGGCAAUCUAUGCUCACUGGCGAUCGUCGUUCUGGCCUUCGUAGCCGGACAAGUGGCGGCCAGUGGAUGUGACUAUUGGAUGACGUAUUGGACCAACCAGGAAACUCUCAAAUCCACGUUGCAAUCUAACAAAUCCGUCGUCGGUGACAUGGAUUACAAUAAUUCCGUAUCGCAGUGGGUCGAUGAACGCGGAUUGCUGCGACAAAAUGUGGGAAUUUGGGUCUAUACCGCUUGCAUCGCCGGAUGCACCAUCACCGUCGUACUGAGCAACAUACUGUUCGUCAGGAUCAGCAUGAACGCAAGUCGCAACAUACACAAUGCCAUGUUCUCGAACAUUUUGGAAGCAACAAUGAGGUUCUUCAACACUAAUCCAUCUGGUAGAAUCCUGAACCGAUUUUCAAAGGACGUAGGUGCGAUGGAUGAGAUACUACCAAAGGCAAUAAUGGAGAUGAUUAUGAUUUUUACUACAGUGAUUGGAUCGCUAGCAAUGGUAUUCAUUGUCAUCAACUGGAUGAUCAUUCCGGCAAUCGUUGUAGGGGGUGUUUUCUAUCCCAUGAUGAUUUACUACAUCAAAACUGCGCAGGGUCUAAAGAGAUUAGAGGGCAUCACGAAGAGCCCCGUUUUUUCGCUCGUCAGUUCAACCCUUGAUGGACUGGUAACAAUACGAAGCAGUGGACCCUUGGUCGAAAACUUGCUGCGAAAAGAGUUCGACCGUCAUCAAGACACGCACACUACGGCUUGGUAUCUGACUAUUGCCACAUCAACUGCCUUCGGUUUUGCCCUUGAUUUAAUUUCGUGGCUUUUUAUCGCUUGUGUUUGCUUCUCGUUGGUUUUGAUGGAUAAUGAAAAUACUUCCGGAGGGCUUGCUGGACUUGCUAUCUCACAAUCACUUAUCUUGAAUGCUAUGGUUCAAGAGGGCAUGAGGAACAUCACUAUCGUAAUUUCUCAGAUGACUUCGGUCGAACGACUGCUACAGUACACCAAUCUACCCAAGGAGGGACCAUUCGAUUUCGACAACUCUCCUCCAUCGAAUUGGCCUUCGAUGGGCUCUCUUGUCUUCAAGAAUGUCUCUAUGACGUAUUCAAUCGACAAGCCUCCGGCAUUGAAGGGUCUGAACUUGAACAUUCGACCCGGCUGGAAAGUGGGAGUUGUGGGAAGAACCGGAGCUGGAAAAUCCUCACUGAUUUCCGCGCUGUUUCGUUUGGUCGGAGACGGACUAGAUGGGGAAAUUUUUCUGGACGGAAUAAGCACCAAGACCAUUGGGUUGAACGACUUGCGGUCACGGAUCUCGAUCAUUCCCCAGGAGCCAAUUCUGUUUUCCGCGAGUCUGCGGUACAAUUUGGACCCGUUCGAACAGUAUUCGGACGCAGAGCUGUGGAACAGUAUUCGGGAAGUGGAACUUGGCGGUGUCAUAUCUUCCCUCGACUUUUCCGUCGCCGGAGGUGGAGCCAAUUUCAGCGUUGGACAACGCCAGCUGAUCUGCUUGGCCAGAGCCAUCCUCAGGAAUAAUCGGCUGCUCGUGCUCGACGAAGCUACUGCCAAUGUUGAUCCCAACACCGAUGCCUUGAUACAAAGAACCAUCAGACGAAGGUUCGUUGAUUGCACCGUGUUGACAGUGGCUCAUCGGUUGAACACGAUAAUGGACAGUGAUCGAGUUCUGGUCAUGGAUGGCGGCUGCAUCGUGGAGUUCGACCAUCCGCAUUUGCUGUUGAAGGAUCGCGAUGGUUACUUUUCGCAAAUGGUUCAACAAACCGGAAAAACGAUGGCGGAAGAAUUGGCGAAGAUUUCUGAAAGCGCAUUUCCUGAAACUUCAGACAUCGCGAGCGAUGUAACAAAUGAUGGUGAAAAAAUAGAAUGAGAAGAUCCCUUUUCAAUAAUUUUGCGUCCUUCAUUUAUUGUACGAUCAAGUUGCUUGUCUGAAGUUUCACAAUAACAAAUUCCACUAUUGCUGUACUUAUGCGCAAUUUCAAUCCGAUAACUCUCAACAAUUUUUCAUAAUGUCGAAUGGCACCUCGAUACAUAUAAGAAUCUCAGAUUUCUACAUUAAACAUUAAAAAAAAAAGAAUAUGAAAACUAUUGACAUCCAAUAAGAUUAAAUUAUGAAUAAUCAACAGUAAGAUGUAAUUAUUCAUAAUCAUAUAUCUACUUGCAGUUAUAACCCUGGACAUAGGUAAUUAGAUUUCAAGAUCUAGAUUGAAUUGAACAAUUUUUUCUCGAAAAUUUAAUGAUCGGGUGCAAUUACGUCUGCUAAGCAUAACAAUCUGAAAUUGGUUAGACGAUUUCAAUACAUCUUUGAAAAGUGAAUAUUCGUAUGCAAAGGUUCUUUGUAAGAUAGUAUCUAUUCGUUACAUCGAAGGUCUUACAUACUUCAGAAUUUACUAGUUAUACUCCUCCGCGGUCUCUAUACCAAAAUUUUUUCAC
Messenger RNA from Neodiprion fabricii, 4921 nucleotides. Its product is annotated as ATP-binding cassette sub-family C member 4-like. The transcript is spliced from 18 exons. The record is from RefSeq and is a predicted model, not a curated record. Gene Ontology annotation, cellular component: membrane. Gene Ontology annotation, molecular function: ABC-type transporter activity; ATP hydrolysis activity; ATP binding. NCBI's taxonomy places the organism in Eukaryota, Metazoa, Arthropoda, Insecta, Hymenoptera, Diprionidae. Gene Ontology annotation, biological process: transmembrane transport. The coding region runs from base 276 to 4358 and encodes 1360 amino acids.